AUGCAUAUUGCCGAUCGAGCCAUUCCCGCCGACUCCACGGUCGUGGUAGUGGGAGCCAAUGGAUACAUCGCCGUGGAAACCUGCGAGAAGCUCCUCGACGCUGGCUAUCAGGUCCGCGGGACCGUACGCGAUGUGGACCGACAUCGAAUCUGGAUGCAUGCACUAUUCGACGCGCAGUGGCCGGACAAGUUCGAGCUCGUUCAAGUGGCCGAUUUCGAAGACGAGGGGGCCUUCGAGGCGGCCUUUAAUGGAGCCUCAGGCGUCAUCUACCCGUCCAUGCCGGUCAUCUUCGAUGCCGAUCCCACCAAGGUAGUCGACCCUCUGAUCCGAGGGGUGGUCAACACCCUCGAAGCCGCCGCUCGCGCCGGGGUCCAGCGCUAUGUUCUGAGCUCCAGCUCCAAAGCGGUCCAGUCGACCGUCUACAACGAGCCCCAGCCCCACGAGAUCCGCGUCGACACCUUCAACCACCAAGCCAUCCAGCAAGUCCGCAGCGGACCGGUGGACGCCUCCUUCGAGCGCAAGCUCGCCGUCUACAGUGCCGGCCGGACCCGAGCCGAGCCGAGCUUCUGGAACUGGGUCCAGCAGAACAACCCACCCUUCGUGGCCAACUGCAUCGUACCGGAUGGCCAGUUCGGGCGCGUGCUGGAUGUGAACAACCUUCACACCGGCCCGACCUCGUCGACCGGGCAGUUGAUCCGGGCCCUCCGCGGAGAAUGGGCGGAAGUCGGUCUUGACCUUGCCUUCAUCACAGACGUCCAGGACACGGCGCGUCUCCUGGUCGCGGCCGUUGCGUCCGUGUCGAUCGAGAACGAGCGCGUCUUCUCCUACUCCGUCAACCGCACCUGGACCGAUAUCCGGCGCAAAGUUCGCGAGUUGUUUCCCGAUCGUCCGGAGCUGGUGCAGGGACCGGAUCAGGGUCGGCCGGGGAGAGACGUGUCUGCUGCGCCAGGGCCCAUUGCGCGCGCGGAGGAGAUUUUGCGGACCAUGGGACGGCCGGGGUUUACCGGGGAGGGUCAGAUCAUUCGGGAUUUUGUGGACUCGGUCUUUCCUUAG
Molecule: messenger RNA, 1053 nt
Organism: Aspergillus aculeatinus CBS 121060
Lineage: Eukaryota; Fungi; Ascomycota; Eurotiomycetes; Eurotiales; Aspergillaceae
Product: putative aldehyde reductase 2
Exons: 3
Coding region: 1-1053 (350 amino acids)
Molecular function (GO): oxidoreductase activity, acting on the CH-OH group of donors, NAD or NADP as acceptor
Source: RefSeq, a predicted model, not a curated record